AUGGGACCCUUUCCCCCAUCAUUUUCUUAUGAAUACAUCUUAGUGGCAGUGGAUUAUGUUUCCAAAUGGGUGGAAGCCAUUCCCACAAGAUCAAAUGAUGCUAAGGUAGUGAUAUCCUUUAUAAGAAAGGACAUUUUUGCAAGGUUUGGAGUACCUAGAUUUCUGAUAAGUGAUGGAGAUGCUCAUUUUUGCAACAAAUAUCUUGAAGCAGUAUUAAUAAAGUAUGGUGUGAAGCACAAGGUUGCUACUCCAUACCAUCCACAAACAAGUAGACAAGUAGAAGUGUCAAACAGAGAAAUCAAGCAGAUUUUAGAGAAAGUAGUGAGUAGUUUAAGAAAAGACUGGUCAAAAAAGCAAGAUGACUCUCUAUGGGCAUAUAGAACUGCCUUUAAAACCCCAAUUGGGAAACUUAGAUCAAGAUGGUUUGGGCCUUCUCUCAUAAAAGAAAUAUCUCCCUUUGGAGCAAUUUUGAUUGAGGAUCAAAAGACAGGGAGACAAUUAAGGUCAAUGGCCAAAGAUUAA
Abrus precatorius (Indian licorice) is the source of this 522-nucleotide messenger RNA. RefSeq lists its product as uncharacterized. Bases 1 to 522 code for a protein of 173 amino acids. NCBI's taxonomy places the organism in Eukaryota, Viridiplantae, Streptophyta, Magnoliopsida, Fabales, Fabaceae. The record is from RefSeq and is a predicted model, not a curated record. Gene Ontology annotation, molecular function: nucleic acid binding. The transcript has 2 exons. Gene Ontology annotation, biological process: DNA integration.